AUGUUUGGCGCGUUAAUUUUAGUGUUUGAAUUGGAUUUGGUUAUUAAGACAAAUAAUACCGUAGCUCUCUUUUAAUAACAGUAAUAGAACAAGUUUUUGGUUAUCAUAAUAAAUUAAUCGGUGUGCUGCAAGAACAAAUAUUGUUACGUAACGUGCAGUUGUUCGACAUCCGUCCAUCGUUUCAGAAGUGCGCUGAAGAUAUAUAAAUCUGUGUUAGAAUUUUAUUUAAAUUGAUAAGAAGCCCCAGGCACUAAUAUGGAUGACAAACUGCUUCCGAGAGAAGUGCCAGAGCCGACAAGGUUUCCAAGUAUCCUCUUCGAGCCAUGUGUGCCAGACGCAUCUCUAGUUUUUGGAUGUGGGCUGUUCGAAGCACCAAAGGCAUCUGCCAAAGUGAUGAAAACUCCACACGAAACUUCAAACACAGAAGAUAUUUUACGCUAUGGCAUACAAGAGAAAGCUGUCCCUUCAUGGAUAAAGGCAUACAAAGUGGAGACAAAUACAGUUGUCGAUCCCAGCAACUUUGAGCAGAGUGAUCACCAGCGCAUAUCAGCUGACUUCAGUGAGAGGAGACCAGAUUUCGAGGAGUUUGAAGAGCGAAGUGCUGAGAAUUUUUCAGGAAGGACCAGUUCAGGGCCCGUUGGGGCAGGGAAUAUGUGUGUGGGACAGAAGACGGGGGACGGAACUCGUAAAGCCGAUCGACUCGGGUAUAAGAACUCGGUUGCAGUGCAGGAAAUGAGAGAAAGAGGUGAGUCAUUUGGAAAAAGUACCACCGAUAAUUUCCUCGAUUCUGACACAGACCCGUUUGCAAAAAAAUACCAAUAUGGUCUCAAAAGGAGCAAAGUGACAAAUUCUCAGACUCGUGUUGAGAUGUCGGAUCGGCACUAUGCUGAGCUGCAGGAAGGCACUGCUGCAGUGCCACAUAAGCGUCUCGGGGAUGUUGUGGACUGUACGGGACGUCCCACGCAGGAUUUGCCCGACAUUACGGGCGUCCAGUGUGACAGUACCGUUUCGGCGACAGUCACUGCACCUGGAGGAGAGAUACAGGGUGUGGAGGAGGAGCGUGGCAGCUUUCCACCGGGUCACUCGGACCGACAGGGAGGAGUCGCUCGCUACGUCGAUUCGUCCGAUCGGGUCGCACUCGGAGGGGCGGGGUACGUCGCCUCGGAUGUAAGUGGCCUGCGGGUACCCCAGGCUUUCGACUUUCAGAAGGAAAGAGAAAAAUCUACAGGGCCACACAAAGGUUUUAUUUCGUCAGACUGCAGCCUAAGUGACGGUUCUCCUUUCAGUUUGGGAAGGCGCAGACGGAAGUGGAAAAACAAACUGGUGAAAGAAAGUGACCCGGGAUCAGUUCCGUGCAAAAAUCUUGGAAUAAAUGUGAGGGAGAGAGAACUCCUCACAGUCGGCAAUUCUGAAACGCGCGACAGUCCCAGGCGUGCAAAGAGGGGGAGCUCCGCGGGAUCACCCCUCACGGACUUCGGAAACGCACGCACUGCGGAGGGGCUCGGAGGGUCGCGGGUCCCAGUGUCGGACCCUCUUAUAAGGGCACUGUUCCACCUGCAGAACCGCCACACAGAGCUGCUGCUAAAGCUGGCGGCAAAUGUGGGUGAGGUGGCUCACAAGCAGAGGAGGAUGUUUGACGUCUUCCAGAAACUGCAGAGUGCCUUCUGUGACAGUGGCACCCGGACUGCCGCCGAGGUGCCUGUGGGGAGUGACGGGGUCCAGAGGAGGCACUGCGACAAGUGCACACAGACGAGCUGUGAUGGUGGCGACCGGGUACCGGUGGCUGUGACGGAUGCCUGGACGCAGUCGGGCCAUACGGGAGACACGGAGGGUAGCAGUUACAGGGCAGGUCGUCUGGAAAGUGGGGUCGUGACUGAGACUGAGAGCGGAGGCUCGCACAAAACACGUGAAGAUCUCGGUGGAGCAGUGUGUGCUGUGAGUGGAGGGACAGGACAUCUUGCCGAGAGUGGAACCUGCAUCGGUGAUAGGUUGGAGACAACAGAGGUCAGAGCGAGGGUAGGCUCAGAUGCCACCCGGGGAGGCAAGGACUCUGGCAAGGCAGCAAAUCCUGGUGAUGUGUGGAGGCUUAUAGGAGCCGUGCGGAGCAUCGCUGCCAGGGUUGAGGACUCUGGAGAGAAAACGAGACAUCCCUCCGGGGAGGCGGGCACCGGCAAUCACGAGGCAGAGGAGGAAUGUGGUGACCGCUCGAGGCAGGUGGAGGUGGCUGGCCUCGUCGCAGCCAUGCGGAGUGCUGUGUUGAGGUGUGAGAACAAAGAGUUCAUAAAAGCUCCCAAGUUGGAGGAUGUAGCCGAAGUAUCGGAGAACUCUUCGGACUCGGAAGACGGUGAGGCAUCUGAGGUGGGCGACGAGUCAUUGACGAUUGGUGACCUGAGCCUCGUCCCUCAGAACGUGUCAUUGUCACCUGACCCGUCACUCCGGAUUGACCCAGGGGGGUUGGAAAUCUCUUCGGACGCACUCGCUACCGAGAGUGAUGAUAGUGAGACCGAAGUAGCAAAGUGCAGGAGAUAUUGGACCAUAGUAAAACAGCUUCAGAGGGCAGGAGAGACAGUUCUGGGAAGAAACCCUCAACAUCUGAAGCAGAAAAUGGAAGAACGAAGAAUAGAUAGCAUUAAUUUCCAUAUGGUGAUGCACAAGAUGGAUGUAGACAGAGUUAGGUUAUCUGACUUAAAAGCCUCUGCAGGUGCUCUGCUGACAUGGCGCUGGGCUGAAAAAUAUUCACUGAACGUGGACGGAAGGGAAAUGUGGGAAGAUGGAACAUUUGCUGCUGCUCCCUGUAAUGUGGCUGUGGUGACCCAUGUUACCCGACACGUGGUAACAUGUCUUGUAACUGCAGCAUCAUAGCUGUGUGGAAAUGUUUGGAGGUUGUUAUACCAUUCUUAAUAAUUGACAAUAGACUGAUAAUAUGACUUCUCAUGAUAAGCAAAUAAUGUGGUGUGUAUAUUGGUACCAGCGGCUGACUGUAAUUUAACACAGUAGCUACUGAACUAUGGUUACUGCAGACGUGUGUAAAUUUACUCUGAGAUCAGAGCUAAAGUGGUAUGAAUAUUUUUAUAAAAUGUCACACUGUAACUACAGUUGCCCGUUUUUGCUCUAUCUGCACAGUAAGCAGAGAGGUAAAUUUAUUCUUAGAUCUGAACUGAAAUUGCAUUUUGAUUACAGACCAUACAAAGCAAAAAUUUGUCGAUGGAUAAAUUUACAGUGGUUUUAGAUAGUACCAAACAUGCUUCUAUCAAGCAUUUUUCAGUAAUUGGAAACAAUAUGACAUGAAAAGUAUCCGGCCACCCCCAAAAACAUACAUUUUUAUAUUAGGUGCAUUGUGCUGCCACCUACUGCCAGGUACUCCAUAUCAGUGACCUAAGCAGUCAUUAGACAUCGUGAGAGAGUAGAAUGGGGUGGUCUGCGGAUCUUAAGGACUUUGAACCUGGUCAGGUGAUUGGGUGUCACUUGUGUCAUACGUAUGUUUGCAAAAUUUCCACACUCCUAAACAUCCCUAGGUCCACUUUCUCAGAUGUGAUAGUGAAGUGGAAACGUGAAGAGACACGUACAGCAUAAAAGCGUACAGGCCGACCGCGUCUGUUGACUGACAGAGGCUGCCGACAGUUGAAGAGGGUCGUAAUGUGUAAUAGGCAGACAUCUAUCCAGACCAUCACACAGGAAUUCCAAACUACAUCGUGAUCCACUGCAAGUGCUGUGGCAUUUAGGCGGGAGUUGAGAUAACUUGGAUUCCAAGGUCGAGUGGCUGCUCGUAAGCCACACAUCACGCCGUUAAAUGACAAACGACGCCUCGCUUGGUGUAAGGAACAUAAACAAUGGACGAUUUAACAGUGGAAAAACGUUGUGUGGAUUGACGAUCACGGUACACAAUGUGACGAUCCAGUGGCAGGGUGUGGGUGUGGCGAAUGCCCGGUGAACGUCAUAUGCCAGCAUGUGUAGUGCCAACAGUAAAAUUCGGAGGCGGUGGUCUUAUGGUGUGGUCGUGUUUUUCAUAAGGGGGGAGGGGUGGGCACUAUCACAGCACAGACCUACAUUGACGUUUUAAGCACCUUCUCGCUUCUCACUGUUGAAAAGCAAUUCGGCGAUGCCAAUUGCAUCAUACAAAGCGAUUGAGCACUUGCUGGUAAUGCACGGCCUGUGGCGAAGUGGUUACACAACAAUAACGUCCCUGUAAUGGAAUGGCGACUUCGUGCCAGGCCUCACUGACACAGAUCAGUAUCUCUCCUCAGUGCAGCAAUCUGUCAAAAAUGGGCUGCCAUUCCCCAAGAAACCUUCGAGCACCUGAUUAAACGUUUGCCUGGGAGAGUGGAAGCUGUCAUCAAGGCUAUAGGUGGGCCAACACCAUACUGAAUUCCAGCAUUACCGCUAGAGGACUUCACAAACAUGUAUGUCAUUUUCAGUCUUGUCUCCAGAUACUUUCUGAUCACAUAAUGUGUUGCAGAUACGUAGUGUGUAUUGUUAACGGGAUAUUUCUCUAUUUUUACCUAGUUUUCAAGAAUGGAAUCUCGAGUCUUUUUACUUUUCAUUAUACCUCUACUUUUAUCGUUGUGGUAUCCAUCUGGUGUUACUACAGGAGUUUUA
Molecule: messenger RNA, 4596 nt
Organism: Schistocerca cancellata (South American locust)
Lineage: Eukaryota; Metazoa; Arthropoda; Insecta; Orthoptera; Acrididae
Exons: 8
Coding region: 256-2862 (868 amino acids)
Source: RefSeq, a predicted model, not a curated record